GGAAGUAGUGCGUCGAAUUUCAUUUGCCGACCGAAAAUCCUCCUCAUAACAAGUUGCACCUGAGAUUCCAACUGGUUGCUCUUUCUUUCAGACAGUGCUGUCAUGGCUGGCAGAAGAGUUGUGGUCUUCCCCUCCGCAACGGAGCUUGGUCCAGUGCUGGCCACUUUGGUGACAUCUCGGGCUGAGAAGGCCAUCGCUUCUCACGGCAGGUUCACCCUGGGCCUCUCUGGAGGAAGCCUUGUCUCCAUGCUCAGCAAAGAGCUGCUCGCCCUGCCAGAGUUGGACUGCAGCAAGUGGGUUGUUGGUUUCUGUGACGAGCGACUGGUUUCCUUUGAUGAUCCAGAGAGCACCUAUGGGCUGUACAAGGGUCAGUUGUUUUCCAAGGUCAACAUCCCUGACAGUGGGAUCUUAACCAUCGAUGCCUCUUUGCCUGUCGCUGAGUGUGCUGAGGAUUAUACCCGCAAACUGAAGGAGGCCUUCCCAGAUGAUGACAUCCCAGUGUUUGAUUUGUUACUGCUGGGCAUGGGGCCUGACGGACACACCUGUUCCCUCUUCCCAGGCCACCCACUCCUGGAGGAAACCAAGAAGAUUGUGGCACCCAUCAGCGACUCUCCCAAACCACCGCCACAGCGGGUAACUAUGACUUUUCCAGUGGUGAACUCUGCUCGCUGUGUGGCUUUUGUAUCAACAGGAGGAAGCAAAGCACCCAUUUUGAAGGAAGUGCUAGAGGGUAGAGAGGGUCCAGCGUUUCCAGCAGCGCGUGUUGUCCCGACCAACGGCGAGCUGUUCUGGCUUGUUGAUGACCCCGCAGCUGCCUCCCUAACUAUCCAGGUAGAGAGGCUGGGGUCAGGGGCCAAACUGUAGAGAUUUUACACCACUGGUGUGAAAACCUGAAUGAGGAGACUGGAAAAUAGUGCAGAACAUUCCUACUUUCACAUGAAAGUGUAAUUGGUUUACGCUGGUGAGAUAGUGACCUGCCCCCCAUAUAGCACUUGUUGGUUUGUGUGUGUAUGUGUAUGUGUGUGUCUUUAUACAGGUAAGGUUUAAGGUUAUGCAGACACCGGUUAUGAUUUGUAUGUUUAACACUAGAAGUCAGUUGUAAUUCAGCUGUGCAACAUAUACAAGAGUGAUAUGGAAAAUUGUAGUGGACAUAAACUGAGAAUGAAUUUUUCAGUGAAGACAUCUUGCAUCCAGAAACUAAAACUUUUGAAAUAAAAACUGCUUGUUUCACACUGAAAAUCAGUACUCAUUUGCA
Messenger RNA from Toxotes jaculatrix (banded archerfish), 1255 nucleotides. It is a transcript of the gene pgls, whose product is annotated as 6-phosphogluconolactonase. The coding region runs from base 103 to 864 and encodes 253 amino acids. The record is from RefSeq and is a predicted model, not a curated record. NCBI's taxonomy places the organism in Eukaryota, Metazoa, Chordata, Actinopteri, Toxotidae. Gene Ontology annotation, biological process: pentose-phosphate shunt; carbohydrate metabolic process. Gene Ontology annotation, molecular function: 6-phosphogluconolactonase activity. The transcript is spliced from 6 exons.